UGCACAUAAAGAGCUCUAACAACAAAUUAACAUAUAUCUCAAACAUGGCCUACAAUCACAACAAGAGUUUAACGAUAGUCAUAGCCUUGCAACUACUAGCCAUCGCCUUCCAUGCCACUUCACGCAUCCUUGAUGACCCGUCCAUGCUGGUUAGACACGAGCAAUGGAUGACUCAUCAUGGACGUGUUUACAAAGAUGAUAAAGAAAAACAGCAACGAUUUCAGAUAUUUAAAGACAACGUAGCGCUUGUAGAAGCACACAAUGGAGGUCCUGACCUAGGAUACACUCUUGAGGUCAAUCAAUUCGCUGAUUUAACCAAUGAGGAGUUUCGUGCUUCCCAUCAUGGUUACAAGAAACAACCACUUCCACGUGAAGUCUCUAGCACUUUUCGGUAUGCAAAUGUAAGUGCAGUUUCCAGUGAAGUAGACUGGAGAAAAGAAGGGGCGGUAACGCCUAUCAAGGACCAAGGCGAAUGCGGAUGUUGUUGGGCGUUUUCGGCGGUGGCAGCUAUGGAAGGUAUCAACCAGAUCAAAACCGGGAAAUUAAUAUCUUUGUCAGAGCAAGAACUCGUUGACUGUGAUGUUGAUGGCAUCGAUCAAGGCUGUGAAGGAGGUCUUAUGGAGAACGCCUUCCAAUUCAUCGAAAAACAAAAAGGUCUAACCUCGGAAUCUGCCUAUCCAUACACCGAAGGAGAUGGUGUUUGUAACACCAAGAAAGCAGCCAUCCCGGCAGCCACGAUCUCCGGCUAUGAGAAAGUUCCGGCAAACAAUGAAAAGGCCCUGUUGCAGGCCGUAACACACCAACCUGUAUCUAUUGCCAUUGAUGCAAGUGGAUAUGCUUUUCAACUAUAUUCGGGUGGUGUUUUUAGCGGGGCGUGUGGAACUGAUCUUGACCAUGCUAUAACUGCAGUCGGGUAUGGGACCACGACGGAUGGGACCAAGUAUUGGCUCAUGAAGAACUCAUGGGGGACAUCAUGGGGAGAGAAUGGUUAUAUACGAAUUAAAAGAGAUGUUGCAAAAGAAGGAUUAUGUGGUAUUGCUAUGGAUGCGUCUUAUCCUAUUUGAAAUAUAAAAAAGUCAAAAAUUGUUGAAUAUAUAGUGUAUUUAGGUGUGUAUUUUGUCAUAUAUGAUUGAAAUUGUAUUCAAAUUAUACUGAUUAAA
Messenger RNA from Erigeron canadensis, 1160 nucleotides. RefSeq names its product senescence-specific cysteine protease SAG39-like. Lineage: Eukaryota; Viridiplantae; Streptophyta; Magnoliopsida; Asterales; Asteraceae. The coding region runs from base 45 to 1064 and encodes 339 amino acids. The transcript is spliced from 3 exons. The record is from RefSeq and is a predicted model, not a curated record. Gene Ontology annotation, cellular component: lysosome. Gene Ontology annotation, molecular function: cysteine-type endopeptidase activity.